CUUCGGUCGAAUAGUUCAGAGUGUACAAAAUGAAACUUAAAAAUAUUGCACUUUUUAUUUGUUAAAUCGCAAUGACAAGUUUAAGUGCUGAACUGAAUAGGUUUUGUGAGUUUUCAAAAAGAACCAAGCAAAUUUUAGAUGAGACUAAGAGCUGUUUUGAUGACAUUAACGAAUCAGGAAACUCAGAACUUGGGUCACUGUUUAAAGCAGAACUAUUACGAGAAGAGGAACAAGAGAUUUUAGAUAUUGCACAAAGACCACCAGGAAUUGUGAUAUUGGGACAAAAUUCUUAUUCAAAGUUCAGGAUUGUAAAUGAAAUAUUCAACAAUGGGAUAUUCCCAGUCAUUAACUCUGCAGUGCAUGAUGACUUACCAUUUCGUAUGGUUAGAUUUAGACAUGGCGAGAGUCUCUCUUACAGCCUAGCACUGCCAGACGACUAUGAAAUUGUUGAUCACUUAGACGCAUAUAGAGACCAAUCCAAAACUGUACCACUAAAGGAUUUACAAAUUCAUUCUGCCAACAAGGCAUCAGAUUCAGCCAUUUUGGAAAUUUCUUAUAAUCAUGUUAUACUCAGACAGGGGGCUCAGAUUAUUGUUGCACCUUCCCUUGGAGAAAUCAGCAAAGUCUAUAAGACAUGUACAGAGAGUGUUUCUCCGAUUCUGGUUUAUUCUUUUUCAGAUGAUUUUUCAGACGAGGAGAUUGAGACUCUACAAAAUCUACAAGAAAUAUCCCAGUAUGAAUCUGUAUGCUUUAUACGUGUUCCUAAAUGUAAGCAAUAUUUGACGAAUGGAGAAAGCCCAAAUAACAACUCAACAAAUUUAACAACAGACAGUGAGAAGGACAAUGUAUCUAGUUCACCAUCAAGGAAGAUAGAAAAAACUUUAGAUAAAGUUAAUGGCAAUUCACGACUACAAAGUCAUUCAAAGAAUAAAAUUACCAUUCUAAAGAAUACCAAAGUUUACGAACAGCUAUGUGAUUUAGGCUACUUAAAUGAGAAUCCUACAUGUCGGAACACAAGACGAUCAUUUUUGUCUGACUAUUAUGAAACGGAGAGUGAUUUAAUUGACAAUUUUGAAAGCCAUUCUUAUCGUUUUAAUAUGUUUGUGCAGCAGACUUUACAGAGAUACUUAGUAAAUUCCUCUACAGUUUUGAAUAACUCUCAUUCACGGUGUUUAAGUAUGUUUAUUAUGUCUGCUUUUGAUAUGGCAAGAGACAUGCUAAUUACACCAAAGAAACUGAUGUUUGCUCGAGAAAAAGAAGUUGAACUGUAUAAAUCUUUGAUGAGAAUAAGUGUGGCCAAAACAAAUGAGAUCAGAGAAAUGAUUGGAUCUACAAUAGCAGAAAAUCAAAAUAUGUUGGUGCAAAAAGCUGCUGAUUAUGAAUUUCUAGGUGUUGAAUUUAAUGAAGAUGGAGCAAUCAUGACACAUAAAGGCCUUAAAAUUUGUACCUAUCAACUACAAGAGUUGGUGCUUGGUGCCUUAAAUCAGUCUAUAGCAGGAAAACUAGUCAAAUCUGUCAAUAUACUAAGGGACUCUUAUACAGGAACUUUAAGCAGAUGUUUAGAAAGUUUAGAAAGGAUAGAUAAAGACCAUGCAAAUGAAAACUCAACAAGUGAAGCUCUAAAACAGAUAGUGAAUGCUGCCUACCAAGUAGAAAUCAGUUUACAGUCAAGUUCUUCCUUUGUUAGAACAUUAUUUGAGCGUAUGAAACAGUUGGUCCAGUCUAUGCCAUGGAAUUCCCAACCAAAGAUAGAUUUAGAAUGGAAGAAGAAAUUAGCAACAGAUAUACUUAGUAACCUCAGCGAAGCAAGAUUGGCAAAGAGUAUAUCAGGCCAGAUAAAAGAGCGACUGAACAAAUCUCAUGAUGCCUUUUCCAUGGCAUUGCGCCAGUUGGAACAGAAACAUACUGGUCGUCUGGACAAGAUAGAAGAAGAAAGACUGAAACUUAGAAAGAUUCAUGCUCCAAAAGUUGCCAAAGUAGCUCUCGAAAGUACCUCAAUAAAAGAUACAAUUUUACAUGGUAUGCCACAUAUGGGAAGAGAAAUUGGCCGAGGCCAGUAUGGUGUUGUGUAUUCCUGUGACUCCUGGGCAGGAUGUCAGCCAUGUGCAAUAAAAUCUGUUGUCCCUCCUGAUGAGAAACACUGGAAUGAUUUAGCUUUAGAAUUUUAUUAUACAAAAAACAUUCCAGAGCAUGAACGAGUUGUUGCUUUACGUGGUUCUGUGAUAGAUUACACUUAUGGAGGUGGAACAAAUCCUGCUGUGUUACUGGUCAUGGACAGAUUAGUGAGAGAUUUAUAUGGUGCUAUCAAACAGGGUUUAGACUGGAUUAGCAGAUUACAAGUAGCUAUUGAUGUUGUUGAGGGCAUCCGCUAUCUCCAUGGGGAAGGUCUAAUCCAUCGAGACAUCACAGUGAAAAAUGUUUUGCUUGACAAGGCAAACAGAGCAAAAAUCACUGACUUAGGGUUUUGCAAACCAGAGGCAAUGAUGAGUGGCAGCAUUGUUGGGACUCCUAUUCAUAUGGCACCAGAAUUGUUCACUGGUCGCUAUGACAACAGUGUUGAUGUCUAUGCGUUUGGUAUAUUGUUUUGGUAUAUUUGUGCUGGACAUGUCAAAUUACCUACUGCCUUCGAGCGUUGUGAUAACAAGGAUCAUUUAUGGACUGGUGUUAAAAAGGGUUUACGUCCAGAAAGGUUAGCAGUUUUUGAUACAGAUUGCUGGGAAUUGAUGCAAGAAUGUUGGGAUGGAGAACCAUUGAAGCGUCCUUUGCUUGGAGAUGUACAGACACGGUUGGUUAAAAUCCAUGACUAUUACAAAAAAACUGCCAAUCCAGCAACAAAGGAAGUCCGACCAAAAAGUGCUGCCUCCAAAACAAAAUAUAAUAUUCGUUGAUUUUGAACAAGCCUUUCAAUACUCAUUUUAAUUGUUUAAAAGAAAUUUAAAUGAAAAUAUAAUUGAGGAAAUUAAUUUUUGCAGCUUCUUUUAUUAAAGAUUAAGAACUUAUAAAUUUUGUCAAGGUGUAUUGCUGUUUAUUAUGUACUAAGAAUAUAUUUUGAUCUUGAUGGUAAUUCCAAUUACAAUUAAUAAUGAAUAUUUUCUGGUAUAUCAUGAAAACAACUCUUUUUUAUAAUUUUCCAUUUUAUAUUUUUGUUUCAAUUAUGUCGGAUUAAAUGUUCUUUGUUUGUCAAACAUACACUCAUAAUGCAUAAGCUAUUAGUAUCUUUUUGGUGCAUAUUUGUAUACUAUUUAAAAAAAUGUGAUAAUAGAAACUGCCCUCAAUAUUGAAAAUUGAAAGUUCUACCAUACACAAAUUAUAUACAGUUCCCAAUAUUAAAAGGGAUGUAUUGUAUUUAAUAUGAAACAAUGAAAAAAGGAUAGAAAAUACAUACAUAUUUCUUACCAAUCAAAUAUAAUUGCAAAAGGCAAAUUCUGAUAUUUAAUUGAAGAAGAUGAUAAAAUGCAUAUUCUUUUCCAUCAUGGAAAGCAAUAGCAAUAUUCAAGGUUCAUUUUUACAUAAAAAGAUCAAAGGAAAAAAAAAGCUCAUACAUUGUUUCAAUUUAUAUCUGUUACAAAUAUCAUUGAUAGUAAAACUACAUUUGACCAUUUUAGAUUAUUAUCAUGAUCUUGCCUAAAGGUUUAAAGGGUCAUAAAUAAUGUUAUCUUUUUGUGUGCCUUUGAUAUAUAGUUUAUAAUAAAUAUGUGCCACCACAGUUAAUUUCUUUGUAGUUAAAAAUCAAAAGGCUUAUAUCUUUUUAACUGAAGAACAGAUUGGUCAGAAUUUUUCAAGCAAUGUUUUUUUUUACAUCAAGGAAAUCAGGUUCUUGUAAAAUCAAAUUAUUUCUGAUAAUCAAUUUUUCAAUCCUCAAAAAGGAAAGUGGGAAAAAUAACUUUUUUUUUUAAUUUCCAGAUAUUCUACCAAAUAUUUAUUAUCAGAGAUUUUAUAUCUUUGUCCUUUGAUUGUUGACUUUUUAAUUGGAAAACUCUCAUGUGACAAUGAAUUAGAUUUUCCAUCAGUUUUAAAUAAACUUCUACAAAUGCUUAGGUAUUUUGAAUUUUAAACAAGAAUAAAGUACAAUGUAUAACCUUGAAAGAUAAAACAAAACUGUGUAUAUAAAGAAGAGGUGCAAUUCUUGAUUUCCUAAGUUUGUUUUAUUUUGUCAUGCUAAUUUUGUAUGUUCAUUUGUUCAAGUUGUAUAUGUUACAUUUAAAUUCAAAUUGUUUAAAGCUGACAUGUUUUUAUUAAUGUUGUAUAUGACUUCUAAAUUUGGAAACAAAUAUUUAUUCAUCAUAAGUUUCAUUGUAUGGUGAAUUUAUUUUAUUUGGUAGGUGUGCCCUUGAUAAACACAUAUGUUUGUUUUGAAUGAUGAUAGAAAUACAUGUUCACUGUAAUUCACUGUAUUGAUAUAAUAAUUAUCUUAUGUUAUAGAUGAUAUGAAUUACACAGUUGUGCCAUUAUAAUAUUCAAAUAAUCAAAAUGUAUUUGUCUAAAAAUGUCAAAAUGUAAAAUCUCUGAAAAAAUUAGGGGUUAUAUAGUGUCUUCUUUGUCUGUCCUGUAUUUUGUUAAGUCUAUUCUUGUUAUACUUUUGGAAUUAUAACUUCUUUUUUUUUUUAUUAAGAAGCAUAUUGUUCUUACUGAAUGCUGUUACUGUGAUGGAUGCUGAUGACCAAACAAAGUUGCCACUUGUGAUACUUAUUAUAAUAUUGGAAAAUACACAGAAAGAUCUAUUUGAAAAACACCUAACCUGUGAACUCCAAAAAAAAAACCAGUAAACUUUCUUUUGAGGUGCCAAGUGUUCACCCAUAAGUCCAUCUGCAGGUAGUCAGAGAUUGAUCUGACAUCUGGCAGCCUUUUUAGGACUAGCUGAUCCUGGUAUUUGAAUAGAUUAUAUAUGAACAAAAGGAGAUGUGGGCUUUACAUCAAUGAGACACCAACCGAAUGGAAUAAAAAACUAAAAGAGAUCUAGAGUAAGUGCCUGUCUCAAGUCAGAAGCCUGUAAUGCAUUGGUUGUCAUUUGUUACUAUAAUUCAUAUUUGUUUUUUGUUUGUUGCUCAUGUUCAUGAAUCGACUGUUAAUUAAAUUAAAUUGUUUUACAUUUUGUUUUGUCUGGGCCUUUUAUACCUUGCAGGUGGUAUAGGUUUUGCUAAUUGUUGAAGGCCAUACAGCGACCUGUAGUUGCUAGGAUCCAUGUCAUUUAGUCUCUGGUGGAUAGUUGUCUCAUUGGCAAUCCUACCAACAUACAAUUAUCAACAAUGGACAGGAGUCUAUACGAUGUCAAGCUCUAAAUUGUUCAGUCUAAAACAAAGUCAUGAAUAAAUGAAACAGAUCCUAUCAAAGAUCUGCCAUCAAAACCAAAGUCAAUACAAAACAAAAAACGAAAACAUAUAACAUAAUACAGCCAUUGAUUGAUAAGGUUCCUGACUAGAACAGGCACAUGAAUAUCUCUUUUUAGAUUAUCAAACCUUUUACACUUGAAUCUAAUUUUGAGUGAUGGCAGUUAAAAAGUCAAUAUAAUUAUGCAAGAGUUUUAAUUCUGGUGAAAUGUUGAAAUACUGUAUAUUCAGAAAUUAUUGUGAGGUUUUUAUUAAUGCGAAUAAUGCGACAACUUGAGUAUGGCAAUAAUGAGAACUCUGAUAUCAAAUACAUAUAUCUGUAUGAAGCUUUUCCUAAAAUCGCAUACUUUAACUCGCAUUUUUGUUAAUUCUUCAAAAAUCGCAAUAAUAAAUGCACGCAAUAAUUUCUGAAUUUACAGUAUGUAAUGCAAGAUUGUCAUACUGUGUAUGAACUUAUUCCUUUAAGACCAGAUUAAUUUAAGGGUAAAAAUGAUUUUUUUUUAAAAGAUAAGUGCUAAAUGUCUGUUGAUUUGUUUCAUUGUAAUUUAUUUAUUUGAAUAAAUCAUUUAAUUUCAUA
Mytilus californianus (California mussel) is the source of this 5904-nucleotide messenger RNA. Its product is annotated as dual serine/threonine and tyrosine protein kinase-like. The transcript has 13 exons. Gene Ontology annotation, molecular function: protein kinase activity; ATP binding. The record is from RefSeq and is a predicted model, not a curated record. Gene Ontology annotation, biological process: protein phosphorylation. Lineage: Eukaryota; Metazoa; Mollusca; Bivalvia; Mytilida; Mytilidae. The coding region runs from base 72 to 2888 and encodes 938 amino acids.